GCGUUUAUGAGAAGCUGCGGAACAAGCCCGCUGCCGGCGGUGCUGCGACGGAGGAGAAGCCCCAGAGCGGCGCUCCCACCCCGGAAUCCGACAAGCUGAAGUCGGAAGGAAACGCUGCCAUGGCGCGCAAGGACUACAGCGGUGCGAUCGACUUGUACACCCAGGCUCUGGCCAUCGCCCCCUCGAACCCUAUCUACCUCUCCAACCGGGCCGCUGCCUACUCCGCCGCCGGACAACACGAGAAGGCGGUCGAGGACGCGGAGCUUGCCACCGCCGUCGACCCCAAGUACUCCAAGGCCUGGAGCCGUCUGGGUCUGGCUCGUUUCGACCUGGCCGACUACCACGGUGCCCUCGAGGCCUACGAGAAGGGCAUCGAGGCCGAGGGUAACGGUGGCAGCGAGGCCAUGAAGCGGGGUCUGGAGACCACCAAGAGAAAGAUCGAGGAGUCGAAGCGCGGUGCGGAGCCCCCCUCUGACGCCGUGGAUGAUGCCGCUGGCGCGUCUCGCGGUGCCGGCGGUAUGCCCGAUCUCUCUUCCCUCGCUAGCAUGCUAGGAGGCGGCGGCGGUGGUGGUGGUGGUGGCGGUAUGCCCGAUCUUAGCUCUAUCAUGAGCAACCCCAUGUUCGCCAGCAUGGCCCAGAACUUGAUGAGCAACCCCGAUGCGCUCAACAACCUCAUGAGCAACCCCCAGCUCAGACAGAUGGCUGAGAACUUUGGCCGCGGAGGUGGCAUGCCCGACAUGUCUUCUUUGAUGAGUGACCCAAGCAUUGCCGAUAUGUAGGUUCUCUCCCAAUUAUUGCUCAAAUUAGAUAGAUACUAAUGCUGCGUUAUUAGGGCCCGGAACAUGAUGGGCGGCGGUGCUGGACGGGGAGGCCAGUAAUGACUAAAAUAUCGUCUGAUGCCCGUGCAACUUUUUUAUUUCUAUCACUUGCGAAAGAAUAUUUCCCUUUAUCUUCACUAAGCUCGUUGGCUGCAUUUAGCUUCCUUGUUUUGUACCAAGCUUGAGGACCUUUCUGAACUCGAGAAGGAAAAUAGAGACUGAUGCGCGACACGCACACUUUUUGACUAAGAAGUGUAGUAUAUUUUUCACAUUAUAUUCACAAACUCUUCGAUGAACCUCGACUUGUAGGCCCAGGCCGUUAGGGCAUCAAGCCCCAAAUUUUGCCGCAAGAGCUUUUGUAAGAUCUUCAUCCUGAAGAGGCGGUCCUCCAGCUGAAACGUGUAAAGGAUAAAA
Aspergillus uvarum CBS 121591 is the source of this 1232-nucleotide messenger RNA. RefSeq names its product putative Hsc70 cochaperone (SGT). Gene Ontology annotation, molecular function: protein binding; molecular adaptor activity. The transcript has a single exon. The record is from RefSeq and is a predicted model, not a curated record. Gene Ontology annotation, cellular component: membrane; TRC complex. Lineage: Eukaryota; Fungi; Ascomycota; Eurotiomycetes; Eurotiales; Aspergillaceae. Gene Ontology annotation, biological process: post-translational protein targeting to endoplasmic reticulum membrane. The coding region runs from base 120 to 779 and encodes 219 amino acids.